This is a messenger RNA of Scatophagus argus, 2544 nucleotides long. RefSeq names its product transferrin receptor 2 (gene tfr2). The record is from RefSeq and is a predicted model, not a curated record. The transcript is spliced from 16 exons. Gene Ontology annotation, cellular component: external side of plasma membrane. Gene Ontology annotation, biological process: endocytic iron import into cell. NCBI's taxonomy places the organism in Eukaryota, Metazoa, Chordata, Actinopteri, Scatophagidae. The coding region runs from base 16 to 2328 and encodes 770 amino acids.
GAGAGCAGUGUAACUAUGGUUACACUGCUCUCCCUCCAGGCUCCCUCAGUGGGUGAAGAGAAAGAACAGGUGGGAGGAGCUCAGAGGCUGGAGCUCAGGCUUGUGACAUCAGAGGCUGAGGAGGAGGCGGAGCUGAGCAGUGACAUCACAGCGUUGAUGCAGCAGUAUCACCAUGGUUACCGGAAGGCCUGCGUGUUCCUGUGUGUGUGUGGAGUCGUAGUCUUCACCACAGCGUUCCUACUGGCCUACGCUGUGUUUGGUGGGCGGUGCCACGGCUCCCAGGUGGAGGGGCAGGAGGAGGAUGAGCAGCAACCACCUGCAGGCGGGGGGGCGGGGCUUUACCUGGGUGAUCUGAGAGUGAUGAUGAGGAGGCUUCUGCAGGAUGAAGACAUCCACAACACAGUCAGUCGGGUCAGCAGAGCGAGUCAUCCUCCAGGCUCCGCUGAGGGGAUGGCGCUGGCCUCCGAGGUCCUCCAGCGCUUCAGACAGCUGCAGAUGGACCACACCUGGACCGAGUCGCUGUACGCCACGCUGCAGUUCCCCCACAGGUCUCAGAAGAGCUCUCUGUGGCUGUUGGACUCUGCAGGACUGAUCUCAGAGCAGAUUCCUCUGAACCCAUCUGACUUCUGUCCAUACAGCGCCACAGGAAGUACCACGGGGGGCGUGGUCUUCGCCAAUUACGGCCGCCCACAGGAUUUUAAUUGGCUGAGGAGUGCAGGUGUGUCUGUGGUUGGCUGUGUGGUGGUGAUGCGUGUUGGGGGCGGGGUUAGUUUCGCUGAGAAGGUCGGAUUGGCUGAGAGGAACGGAGCGGGCGGAGCUUUGAUCUACCCCGACCCCGCCGACCUGCCACAGGACCCCCGACGCCUCGGACUCAACACACACACCGCCGUGUCUGAACAUGUCCACUUGGGGUCAGGUGACCCCUUCACGCCCGGCUUCCCUUCCUUCAACCAUACUCAGUUCCCGUCCAUCCAGUCCUCCGGGCUGCCACUCAUUCCAGUCCUGCCAGUCAGUGCAUCUGUAGCCACCAAGCUGCUCAGCCAGCUGUCAGGUCCGCCCUGUCCUCCCUCGUGGCGAAGUCGGCUGCCGUAUGUGCGCUGUGUGGUCGGCCCAGACUUCAGCUCUGGACGCAGAGUCAAGAUGGCGGUCAACAACGUGAUGACGCCGGUGCUACUCAACAACAUCUUCUCAUCUCUGGAGGGCCGAAUCGAGCCAGACCAGUACAUCAUCCUGGGAGCUCAGAGGGACUCGCUGGGUCCAGGAGCCGUGAAGUCCGGAGUGGGAACAGCGAUCCUUCUGGAACUGGCCCGAACGUUCUCUGCCAUGGUGAAGAGCGGUUUCAGUCCCAGACGGAGUUUGCUGUUUGUCAGCUGGGAUGCUGGAGAUUUUGGGAACGUUGGAGCGACUGAGUGGCUGGAGGGUUACCUGUCCAUGCUGCACCUGAAGGCUGUGGCCUACUUCAGUCUGGACCAGGCUGUCAUGGGUGAUGAUGUCCUGUCUGCCUACAGCAGCCCUCUGCUGGUCGACCUGUUGGACGCAGCCAUCAGACAGGUGGAGCAUCCGAAACACGCAGGUCAGACGAUCCACAGCCAGGCGGAGAGGGAGGGAGGCAGCUGGAGGAUCAUGAAGCCGCUGUACCUGAACAGUGGAGCCUACACCUUCACGGCCUUCGCAGGAGUCCCGGCUGUGGAGCUCAGAUUCACUGAGGAGCGACCGUACCCAUUCAUCAACACACCAUUGGACAGCACCUCCAGACUACAGGAAGUGCUGGGGGGUCGUCUGGGGAUCACGGGGCGGAGCGUAGGUCAGCUGGUGGGGGAGAUGGUGCUGCGAUUGGCCCACGACCACAUCCUGCCUCUACGCAUCACUUCGUAUGCAAAGACGGUGCUGCAGUUCAGCGCUCAGCUCAUCAAACACUCUGCUGAGCUGCAGUCCAGAGGUUUGUCUCCUCAGUGGGUCUUCAGUGCCAGAGGAGAUUACAGCCGAGCAGCUGAGAUGCUGCAGAGAGCCAUCGACGACAGCGACCUGCAGGAGCCGACGACCGCACGCUUCUACAACACCCGCAUCAUGAGGGUGGAAUACUACUUCCUGUCUCAGUACGUGUCUGCGGUGGAGACGCCGUUUCGUCAUGUGAUCCACGGCUGUGGCGACCACACUCUGAGCGCGCUCACUGAGCACCUGGCCCUGCUGACCUCUGACCCCGAACGCUUUGACGAGAAACGUUUCAGACGGCAGCUCGCCUUUUUUACGUGGACGCUGCAGGGAGCCGCCAACGCCCUGAACGGAGACGUGUGGAGCAUCCACAACACACACACCUACACACACUGACACACAACACACACACUGACACACACACACACCGACACACACACACCUGGUGAAAACACGGGUGCUCGUGUGUAAAAUGAGUUUUCUUGUUGCCAGGCAGAUGAAGUGAAAGUUUAAAAUAUCAGAGAUCAUUUUAAUGUUUAAUAUCUUAUCAAUACUCACCUAUGAUCUGCAAUGUGACACCUGUCAGUCAAAAUAAAGAUGACAUCAUCACCA